ACAAGACCUGUGUGUAUUCUGAUUGUUGGUGUGCGAAAGUGAAUUGAGGCUAUACAUUACUGGUUAGGUGCCAUAUUUUGGUUUUCGAAGAUCAAAAACAAAGACAUGUGUAGUUUGUAGAUGUCCGUACCUGAAACAAAACCACUGGACACAGUCACAGCAAGAAGAAGUAUGGGGCCGGAUAGAAAAACGGAGGAAGAUCCGGAGAAAGACAGCUCUACAGAGCGGGAGUUGGUGAUGCCCCAGAUGGUGGUUGCUAUGGGAGAUGAGAGCAGUGAUGAGGAUGGGAGUGAUGAUGAAGGGAUGGGAGGGAUGGGACCACAAGGAGAUGGUUACAUGCUGUUGCCAUCGGAUGCUGACCAUGAGAUGCAGGAUGAACCUCCUGACACUCUCAGUGAAAUGAUGGAUGAAUUUGAGUUUCCUUCCAACUCAAAUAGUAAUUCUCCGCAGCACCAGCAGCAGCCACAGCUUCCCCCACACCUCUCUAAAGUCCUGCCCACCGAGACUCCCGCUCAAGACCCCGUCACAGUCGUGUCGUACACCGACACAGCCACAUCACUCCAGGAGCGACGGCAGGUCAUGGCGGCGGACGAUGAGAUACAGAAAGCCAUGGCCGGGGUGUCACUGCCUGGACUAGCGGUACCCCCGUGGGCGAAGGCCCAGGGGGAUGAAGGGUGGAAGGAACAGCUGAAUGUGAUGAUGAAGGGAAAGGAGGAGAAGAGGAGAGAACCGUAUCAUGGGACGUCCAAGGAAUCUAAAUCGUGAACAUUUCUGGAUGCCUGAAAGUUCAAACAGGCCUUGAAUUUUAUUUUUGACAGGGCAAGGCCAUUUUCAUUUUGCAAAGGGCACUACCAUUUGAAAAUCCUAAAGUCAAUGGGAAACUUUUGAAGGGGCACCAAAGGUCAACGGAGACCAUGGUCUCUGUAGCCUGCGUGUAAUUCCAGGCCUGUUCUAAUCUUGAAACCAUGUCUUUACACAAAAAAACUCAAGGUAUUGUACCCCGUUUCUCCUUCCCAAAUGUCAAUGGGAUCAUCGAUACUUGAACUGGACAUCACACAGCCAUAGGGACCAUGCUUGGCAUAGGGUAUUAAACUCAUGCACUGAUAUCAAACUCAAGCCAAAAUAAUCUAAAGCAUGGACAUUUCUUGAUGCCCGAGAGCUCUUAUCUCAAACCAUGUUUUCACAAAUUAUUCAAGAUGCUGUCCCUGUUUCUUCUUCCCUAAUGUCAAUAGACCGAUCCAUUAAGCUCCGCCCCAUUGCGUAUUGACCAAUCACAACGCAACGAUGGUACGAUAAAUCAAGUCCGACAUGCGUGCGCGUAUGCUUGGCGCGCGGUAGAGUUUUGCAGAAAGGCAUUGGAGAGAAUCGGGUGUUCUUGCACACAUGUGCGUUGUGGGCGGAGCCUAAUGGAUCGGUCUAUUGCGAUCAUCGCUACUUAAACUACAGCACAUCACACAGCCAUAGCAAGCAUGCUUGGCCUCAGGGCAUGGUAAUCCCUUCUGUUAAUGCACUGACAUCAAACGUAGUCUCAUGUGGACUGCCAUUUGGGAGUCAAAGAUACAUGUAUGGUGUGCAUCUAACUAAAUCAUUUUUUUUAAUAAGAAGAAUAGUGGCUUCAUAUAGGGCUCAAAUCCGGUAUUACUAGGACAAGCAUUCAAUGACUUGUUCACAAGUUUGGGGUUGUGUCCUAGUUUGGAGUGAGGGUCAACGUGCUGGAAAAUGUAUUUACUAAAGAGUAUUAUUAGCGGGUACGAGGUUAAAACUUGUCUUUACAUUAUGAUCUGAAACACCAUAAAGGGUAGGCUAUCUCUUUGCAUCCGUAGCAGUUUUGUCAGUGGUUGUAAAAGUUGACGAUUAAUAUACCUGAAAUCACUCAAAAAGUGUUUUAAAAUAUGUAUGGUGCAGACAUAUACUGGAAAUAUUUUGAGUUCAUUCAUGUUUUUUACUUGGGGUUUUCUUAAUUAAAUCAGUGGUACACUUAAAGUAAAGUUACGUCCAUUAACAAACAUUCCAAUGGGUCGUGGUGGAUAUUAAUAGUACACUUUGCUGUAUUUCCUGCCAUGAGAUGGGGGGGGGGGGGGGGAGUAUCCAAAGUGUCGUCGGCGUCACUUUGUAACUUUUCUUCCAGAGUUCAUUUAUUUUACUAUGUUAAAAAAAUGCUUGUGAAUAUGGGUUUUGUUAUCAUCUGCUAAAUAGUAAUAUAAAAGCUGGAGGAGUAAUGUGAA
Asterias rubens (European starfish) is the source of this 2225-nucleotide messenger RNA. Its product is annotated as male-enhanced antigen 1-like. The transcript is spliced from 3 exons. The record is from RefSeq and is a predicted model, not a curated record. The coding region runs from base 121 to 765 and encodes 214 amino acids. NCBI's taxonomy places the organism in Eukaryota, Metazoa, Echinodermata, Asteroidea, Forcipulatida, Asteriidae.